Molecule: messenger RNA, 1297 nt
Organism: Coregonus clupeaformis (lake whitefish)
Lineage: Eukaryota; Metazoa; Chordata; Actinopteri; Salmoniformes; Salmonidae
Product: COMM domain-containing protein 8-like
Exons: 5
Coding region: 32-559 (175 amino acids)
Source: RefSeq, a predicted model, not a curated record
CGUGACGUUUUACGGAACUCGACAGAAAAACAUGGUACAUUUACUUGGCAAAUUACCUUCUGAAGAAUGUCCAAAACUAUUACACAGGGUGGUAGACGGUGUGUGUGGGCGGGAGCCCCCUCGGAUGGCAGACUACGGUGAUACGUGGACCCUUGUAGAAUGGAUGGAGCUCCUCGUCUCCUUCUCCUCUCUGUUCCGGCUCACCGUGGGUAAGAAGACCCCAGACGAAGAGGUGCUGGCAUCGUUGGCAGACGUGGGCAGUGGGUACGGGGAGGCCGUGCUGACUGUCCUGAGGGCCAGACGAGAGGAGAUCCGUCAGGCGCUGGUGGAGAGGACCAAUAACGUGUCCAACUCAACCCUCCAGGAUUUUGACUGGCAGAUAAAGCUGGCAUUGUCCAGCGAUAAGAUCUCGUCUCUCCAGACCCUACUCAAUCUCAGUUUGGACGUGAAGGAGAACGGUGCCCUGAAGCCUCUAUCUGUCGAGAUGAACAGAGAGGAAUUACAAACACUCAUCAGCUCAUUGGAGGCUGCCAAUAAGGUGGUACUACAGCUGAAGUGAUGGCAGCGAGAGACAUUUCACUGUGCACUUUUAUUUAUGGCUCUUAUUAAAGGGACGUGUUAUGUCAUCAUAGAGGGACACUGAGCUAUGAUAUAGGGAAACAGUGGUCCGAUCCAGAAACAAGUCUUAGCCUUCAACCCACUAGGCACUGAUUCCUUACGCUUCGAUCACACCUACAGCGUCAUUGCGGAAAAUGGUACACAGCAUCAUCUGGAUAUGUGUGCAACAAAAGUUCAACAUUCACCUUCUGCUACCCUUUCUGUCAAUCCUUCUACACAUAUAAUUUGAUGCAUACGUUCGAUAAAUCCAACAUAUGCACCACACAGAACGCCCUGCAACUGCCUCUGCAACGCAAUGCAGCAAGGCAAGCACAGCGUUCCAUUGGAAAUGAAUGUACUUCUGGUGUACCAAAACGCAAUGACGCUGUCUGUGUGAUCCAGGCGUUACACUUCAGCUCUAAUGGGUACUAGAUCACUCCCCUAAUUAAUUCCAAAGCAUUGAAUUUGUGUAAGCAUGGGAUAGUGGGUGUUGCACCAUUUUCCUUUUAUUCAAUUUCUUUUAAAUCCAUGAGGGGGAGUGAAUGAGUGCACAUUUUGGGGAGAAGGGUAGAGAAUCGUACUGCAGCCUGAGAUAUAUAUUCCCAAGACUGCAGCAGUCUUUUUUUGUACUUGUUGUUUUGCUGGUUUUAUUUGUAAUCCAUUCCAUUACUGUAUCAAAAAAUACUAAUGUUUGACCUUA